Molecule: messenger RNA, 1041 nt
Organism: Aspergillus nomiae NRRL 13137
Lineage: Eukaryota; Fungi; Ascomycota; Eurotiomycetes; Eurotiales; Aspergillaceae
Product: 2EXR domain-containing protein
Exons: 2
Coding region: 1-1041 (346 amino acids)
Source: RefSeq, a predicted model, not a curated record
AUGUCUAACGACUCUUUCCACUACUUCAUGCAGCUGCCUCUAGAGCUGCGCCGUCUUAUUUGGGAGCACUGUCUACCGUAUCGCAUAGCAGAAGAAGACAUCCCCGCCUUUCUUCUUGAUGGCGACGAAUCCCGACAAGGCUGUUUCCCCAAGCGUACAACACACCUAAACACUCGGCUGCCGGUCAUCGCAUUUGUCAACAAGUCGAUUUGGGUGCAGCCGCGUCGGGAUGUGCUGCAUAUCAACUGGACGCGAAUGAGCUACGAUGUCAUGGGACCGCUUAUUGAACUUACCAGUCCGAUAGCCUAUUUCCUGUGCUAUGAAGCAGCAGAGCUUGGGAUGCAACCUUCUAUCGUGGCAGAAGUAAUUCACUAUUUUGAUUUGAAAGGGCUGUUGGAUGGCACUGCGGACGAUGAUGACGAUGAUGACGAUGGAAUCUUCUGCCUCCGGUCUUCUCGUCACGCGGGCAUGUGUCACCCUCUACAAAAUGAAGAGGCGAGUGAUAUUGCGGAUUUAGCAGAUUUUGCACCGAGGCUCGACGUGGCCAUGGUGGCAGUGUCUCUGCAUAUCACCAGGGAAGUGGCUCUGAGAUCGGGCUUGUUUGGACUGUUAGGCGAUGCGCCCGUUCAGAUGGUCGAUGUUGACGACGAAGCUCGGUUGAGGAAAUUUCAAGCAUUAUUCAGGGAGCACGCAUUGGAAAAGGAACCGGCUCUGCAAAUACUGUUUGAAUUACUUACAAGUACUCGAUUCCGAGCGGCCGUGGAGAAAUGGAAAAGACACGCUGAAUGGAUCUUCCUCGCGUCGUUGUGGGACUACGCACGGAAGGUCAACCUCGACAUUCUUGGGGUGGACCCAGGAUCCGCUUGGGUACCUUGCCUGCCGCAGUCAAGGUCUAUUGACUUACAUCGGUAUUCGCCUAAUGAGAAUCAUCCGUGGGUCAAAGAAGCUCGACAGAGUCUGCCCAAGCUGCGACCGCGGAUUAUGGUGCGAUAUUGUACCGGUGAGUGUUAUAGAUACCCGCCACCUAUAACUGAGUGGUAA